Molecule: messenger RNA, 5282 nt
Organism: Orbicella faveolata
Lineage: Eukaryota; Metazoa; Cnidaria; Anthozoa; Scleractinia; Merulinidae
Product: adrenocorticotropic hormone receptor-like
Biological process (GO): G protein-coupled receptor signaling pathway
Cellular component (GO): membrane
Molecular function (GO): G protein-coupled receptor activity
Source: RefSeq, a predicted model, not a curated record
AAUUACUUAUACUUUUCUCGGGCCUCUGGUUCCUCAAGAAUCGCUUAUUAGAACCUUAAGCAACAGUUACAGAAGCUAUGAAUCAUUUAACUUAGUGAAGCUACAAUCUUAAUCUCGUAGUGUACUUCCAAAACAAAGUUAAUAACUCAAUUGUCACAUCAGUAUAAAACGCUUCCUUGCAUUAACGUAGUCUUUAUUGUGAGAAGUCAGAGGACUUCACAUUAUUGUGGUCUCCGAACCUGUUCUCGAGUGCUUCUCUUGUCCUGAUUAAUGCAUGCUUGGCCGUCAUCAGACUGUCCUGUCCUUCCCUCGUCCAUACCAAAUGGCUUCGUAAAUGGAAAUGGCUCCGUGGAAGGAUCUCUGUACCAGUUUAGCUGUAUACAAGGAUAUUCGCUUGUUGGAAGAGAUACACUGUUCUGUAAUCACAAGGGAGCAUGGAGUGGCUCUGUACCAAAAUGCCUAAAAGAUUGCCCCCCUCUGGCUGGUAGCAUUGAUAAUGGUUACAAACAUGGCAGUGGCACAGUGGAAGGCUCUUUGGCUUGGUUUAGCUGUAAGGACGGUUAUUCUCUUGUCGGAAAUCAAUAUUUAUACUGUAACGAGAAAGGACAUUGGAAUGGCACAACGCCAAGUUGCUUGAAAGACUGUCCGCCAAUUAACCUUACCUUCGAACACGGAUUGAUCAGUGGCAAUAGAUCCACAUCAGGUGCAGCUUACAGCUUCUCCUGUGAUGACGGGUACAGUAUCAAUGGGCAAGUCACGUUGAUCUGUAAUGAGUACGGACAGUGGAAUGGCAGCAUCCCCGUGUGCUCAAGAGUCCUUACAGGUAAAAAGGAGACCCGAAAGGCCUGGUACGUCUACGCAGCUUCUGGUGCUGGGAGCCUGUUGUUCCUUCUUAUUCUGGCAAGCCUUUUGGUAUUACUAUGGCGUCGAAGAAGGUCAAGCGAGAAACGCUCGGAAAUCCCGGGCACUGAUGAAACAGAGAUGAAAACGAUGGUGACAUCGCCGAAAAAGACUCAAGUCAAUUGUGAUUACUCGCUUGUCAGUGAAGGCUCUAAAGCCCCACCCACUGUGGUGUGAUACAAAAUCAUCCACAUGCUACUGGAGGUUAAGAAAAGUAGGACAUGUGGUAAUGUGGCUUGUAUGUGGGACGCGGGAAAUCUGGAAGAUCCUGAUGGAGCGGACAUCCGCCAAAAAUUAUUUUAUGCCGACCCCAAGAAGCCUAGCGAAAACAAACGAGUGUGUAGGAGGACAUGGAAAUGAUCACGCGAUUUUGAAUGUGAAACCUUGAGACCUGCAAUUAUUUCACAGUGUAAUUUAUUAAGCUACUAAUUUAAUCUAAGAAAUCUGCACAAAAUGUAUUACUUUAUAUUACCAGUCAGUAUUAUCGCAGCUGGAAGCCACCGUUCAAAAAGAGAAACUUAUGAUAGAAUAGUACUUAAAAGAAAGACCUACAGGGUUUUUAUGCAGGUGUAGAACAUUCGAUCUGUUAAAUUGUGGAUCAGCACGCAAUAGCUUCAUCUAAAGCUCAGUUGGUAGUGGAUUUCCACUGGUAGUUUGGGUUUAAAUGCUGUUGAAAUGUCAGCUGUCAUCCUUGAAGAAGUCUUUUCCGGCGUAAUCCGAAUGUUUAUCAAAUAUUUUCUGUUGAAAAAGAACGUAACCAAAGAUUUCACGCAAUUUUCGAACGAUCAAAGCAGAAACCAGAUCAUACGAAAUAAUAAGACUAACAUGUUCAACUUCUUUCUCAGUAUUAAACGUAAAUCUGUUUGACUUCCUCCGGUUUCACCCACCAAGUAGAAAACACGUUCAGAGUGGGAAACGAUAUCCCUUAUCGCUCAUUAAGGCUUCCUUCGCUUUAGGGAUGACAUGCGUCACUACACUUAGAUAUAGAUCGUAUACCCGGGUUCAUUAAUAGUUUGAUUCCGAUUGGCAAGCGUUCUUGGUCCAAAAAUGAUUAAUUUACCAUUGCUUUCAUUGUGGAGAAGAUAACGCGAUACUCUAUCUGUCAAUGUGCCAAGAAAUACAUUAGCUUUCCAAUAUCAGCCAUUAGUAACUUCAAAUAUAUUAAUAUUAAUUUUUUCUCGAUCUGCUUUGCGAAAAACACCCACACCACCUUCCAAACGUUCUUCAAAGCACAGCUUCAACUUUAUUUAACUUUUUUUAGCUCGAGUUUCAGUCUGGCAAGCAAUGUUCGAAUAACCGCUUACAGUGACUGUCAUCAAUUUUCUGUCAAAACAGUCACUGCCAGAAUCAGUACGCUUUCGAUAGCGUGCGAAUUAAUGUAGACAUUUCAUUUUUUCAGUUGGCUUAUUUGUUUGAUUUUAGACAAUAAAGAUUAAUGUACCUGAGAACACACUUGUCACUCACUGCCUUUGGGGAAUUUACUGUAUGCUUGAAUAGCAUGAACUUCUCACAUGAAAGAGGAUGCAUGUCAAAGAAGUGUGCUUUACAUGUUUGCCUGUUUCCACUGGAGUUUCCCUGGAGUUUCCGCUUCCGCGAGAAAAUUUUUUUUCUUGGGGCUUUGUUUUUAAAUUUAUUCCAUGUCGUGGACAAAACAAGUUUAACUGUGCGUGCAACUAACCACGCCAAGUUAAGGCUCUGGCUUUCGUUGCAGAAAACGUGACUAUUUUAAAGUUACAACAGUGUCUUGCUUGAACAAGUCAAGACCUGGUGCCUAAAAGUUAUUUAGUUGAGCAAAUAAACGUAUUGAACAUAUGCAUCUUCACAAUUCGUAGGAAAUUUACUUCUCUGAAUAUUCAAAAUGAAUCGGUUUUUUUUAAUUGACAGCUGGCAUUUCGUUAAACAAACAUUGACAUGUUCUCAUGAUUGGACGCAAGAUCUCGAGAUAAGAAGCACGCACGAAGGUAAUUUACUAGCAGUUAACGAACUGGGAAGUCUUGAUUCUUGAUAUCAAAUGACAGUAUAGAAGUUUAAUCAUUUAAACUGAAAAUUCUCGCGAUAAGCUUAGGUCAAACAAGUCCAAGAUGAGCAUGGUUGCCGAAGUCUGCAGGACACGGCUUAAGGAAGUUGCCAAAACGGUUCAUCUUCAAGAACAAUUCAUGUCAUGUCUUUGUGUAUUUUACUUCGCAUUUUCACCCGUGGCAAUUUUCGGCAAUCUUCUUGUAAUUCGUGCCAUUUGGAAAGCUUCGUCGAUUCCCACUACCUUGAAGAAGUUACUCUUGAGCCUAGCCAUCUCCGAUCUUGCUGUUGGAGUGCUUCUACAACCGAUGUACGGCAUUAUCAUCGCGUUGCAGUUGAAUAUGGUAGACAGUCAGUUCCUGUGCCCUACUGUACUGACGGUACAUAUAUUUAUUACGGUUUUGCUGGCGGCAGCGUCUUUUCUAACCAUCGCUGCUAUUGCACUUGAUAGACUUCUCGCCGUCUCGUUGCAUUUGAGAUAUCAGGAACUUGUGACGCCCAAACGCGCUGAAACUGUCAUGGUUCUUCUGUGGUUAUCGGCUGCUGUUGGCGCUUCCUUGUUUAUCUCUGUCUCCAGUCACAAUGUCUUGGUAGCUGUUAUUACUGAAGUUGUCGGGUUUGCUGUUACCACCGUUGCCUAUUUCCGUAUUUACAAAGUUGUGCGCUAUCAUCAAAAUCAGAUCCAAAGUCAAUGUCAGGUCCAAAACGAACACGCAGUGGAAGAAGUCAGGGUGAAGAAGUCAGCCUUGAAUACCUUGUACGUUUAUGUUGUCUUCCUUGCUUGUUACCUUCCAUUGUUAUUUUCAAGUAUUCUGCUGUUGGUGGAUAACUUUAAAAUAUCAUUCCUUGUGGCUUAUAACGCCUCGGGCUUUUUAGUUUUCCUCAAUUCUUCUUUAAAUCCUUUCGUCUAUUGCUGGAGAUAUCGCGAGAUUCGUCAAAUUGUGAAAAAUACAUUCAGGGGAAAAUGCUUGCCCAAUGAACCUCCUGAUCUCACUUCAGAUGGAAUAAGGAUGUAAUUAAAUACGACGGAAAUCGAAAUGUCGGAUGUCAGUUUCAGGAAAACUACGAACACAUUGUUCGCUACAAGUUGAUUUCAGAAUUCUUCCAAAUCCGAGAUCAUCCUGAUUUUCGCGAGCGUCUUUCAAGCGAAAGAAACCGAGUCUGAGAAGUAUCUUCUCUGAAAACAGUAAAACGGCUUCCGUUUUCAAAAGUAUAGUUCGAAACAUGGAGCAGAACAACGAAAAUUGAGGGUUCGCCUAAUUAUCAUUUGUUAUUGUAGCUAUACUAUUUAUACACGGUAUCUACUUAAUACAGGUUCACAUAGAAACAUAAUUAUUCGCUAAAGGUGAAGUAAAUGAUGGUAAAUAUUUCACAAUGACAACAGUGACACUUGAUUCACCAGUUAACAAGGAAUUUCUUAGCUUACCUUGUAGUCUCUAAUUUCCUACUAUUCCUACCCGAAAGAAUUUUCUUCUGGACACUGAUAGCAACCACAGUCAAGCGCAACGUGCCUGCGCAGUUCCCAUCAAAACUGCCACUCACAAACUUCUCAACUUUUCGACAGUUUGAAGCCAAAAGUUAAGACAGUCACUUCUAAGUUAAGCUUUAUGUGGGGUUUUACGAAACAAUAGGCCGCUUCACAGGCUAGGUUUUUCACUAGCCGCUGGUCACUUUCUUCAAUCUCUCCAGUUCCAAUAUUGCAUGGAUGACAAUGCUCUUCUCGUCUGAGAGUGGUUUUGUUGGCAUGACGCCAUUUUGCGCGUGCACUUGACUCGAACGACCACCUGCUCACGCACACCGAGAAAGCAAUUGUAGCACUUUGGAGUGAUGAAAACAAAAAUCAGUAUUUGAGGAACGACGAUAUGGAAGAAAACUUAUCUGAAAUUACCUGGUUAAAUUUUUGUGGCAGAAACGGAAGCAAGGUUCGAAUUCGUGCCUUUUGAAACAAAACUGUUUCAUUCCCAAAACUGAAUCGAAUUGAACGUGCAUGGUGCUGUUCUUGAAGCGAUAGCCUGAACUGCUGUCGAAUCCCCGCCAUAAGGCCAUGUUUACACCUCACCACUCUCGGUAAUCGUGGUACUACAUUUGUAUAGUUGUAUAAAUAAAAUCUUUCCAGAUCAUGAUUUAUUUUAGCCGCUAUUUGAAUUUAGGAUUUUUAAUUUUGUGCCACUGUAUAAAUCAGUUAGAUUAAAACUUAGUUUUUAAUUAGAUUUUUUAAAUUCGGUCCCUGGUUUUAAUUAUAGCUGGUUAAUGUGUACUGUGUAGUUUUGUGUCUUCGAAGGAGCUACUUCCAUCAGACACAUUGAUAACUUAUUGUUAUGCCCCACACAGUGUCUAGAACCAUUCAGUAAAACGUAACCAUAGUG